This is a messenger RNA of Juglans microcarpa x Juglans regia, 4344 nucleotides long. Its product is annotated as mediator of RNA polymerase II transcription subunit 16. The record is from RefSeq and is a predicted model, not a curated record. The coding region runs from base 273 to 3992 and encodes 1239 amino acids. Gene Ontology annotation, cellular component: mediator complex. Gene Ontology annotation, biological process: regulation of DNA-templated transcription. The transcript is spliced from 17 exons. Lineage: Eukaryota; Viridiplantae; Streptophyta; Magnoliopsida; Fagales; Juglandaceae.
CCCAAUCACAGGGAGGCAGAGAGAAAGAGCUCUUACGCAAAAGCUAGCCCUAAAACACAGACACAGAGACACAAAAAUUAAAAAGGCCGAACCAAAAUCCAAAUCGUGAAUCCUCCCCACUCACUCGCACUAACCCCACUACUCUCUCUCUCUGUCACUGUAGGGAUAUCUGUCGCCCUCAAUUGCGACUUUCCACCACUCACAUCUCUCUCUCUCUCCUUCUUUCUCACUCUCUCGCUCUUUCUUUAUAUAAAUUAGGGUUUUGUUUGGCGAUGAGUCAAGAUUCGGGCCCUAAGGAAGCGGAGGACGAGCCCGCGGCUUUUGAGUCCAUUGAAGUUUCCAAGGGCGCUGAGGAUACCGAACCGACCGCUUCCGCAGAGGAGGACGCCGUGGAGAAGCCCGACGAUCCAAUGGAUGAGGACUCUGUGAGUCCCGCCACCGUCUUCUGUAUCCGGCUUAAGCAGCCCCGCUCCAAUUUGCAGCACAAGAUGAGUGUCCCCGAGCUUUGUCGCAAUUUUAGUGCUGUUGCUUGGUGUGGGAAACUGAAUGCCAUAGCUUGUGCAUCAGAGACUUGCGCAAGAAUUCCGAGUUCUAAUGCAAAUCCACCAUUUUGGAUCCCCAUACAUAUUGUGAUCCCAGAGCGACCAACUGAAUGUGCAGUGUUCAAUGUCACAGCUGAUUCUCCACGCGAUUCUGUUCAGUUUAUUGAGUGGUCUCCUACUUCCUGCCCCCGUGCCUUACUAAUAGCUAAUUUUCAUGGGAGCAUAACCAUUUGGACUCAGCCUUCUCAGGGAUCAGCUAGUCUGGUACGUGAUGCGAGCUGCUGGCAGCCUGAGCAUGAAUGGCGACAGGAUAUUGCAGUUGUUACAAAGUGGCUAUCAGGGGUGUCUCAGUAUAGGUGGCUUUCCUCAAAAGCCGGUACCGCUGUAAACUCAAAGUCAGCUUUUGAGGAAAAGUUCCUUUCACAGCAGUCUCAAACUUCGGCUCGGUGGCCCAACUUUCUGUGCGUCUGUUCUGUUUUCUCAUCAGGCUCUGUUCAACUUCAUUGGUCACAGUGGCCUCCAAGUCAGAAUGGUGUAGCAUCGAAGUGGUUUUGCACAAGCAAAGGACUUUUGGGUGCUGGACCUAGUGGGAUAAUGGCUGCUGAUGCCAUCAUAACAGAUAGUGGUGCUAUGCAUGUGGCAGGUGUUCCUAUCGUGAACCCAUCCACUGUUGUUGUUUGGGAGGUCACUCCUGGCCCUGGAAAUGCAUUUCAAGCAACUCCAAAGACAAGUUCAAGCAAUGGGGUCCCACCUUCACUUAAUCCUCCCAGUUGGGCAGGUUUUGCCCCUUUGGCUGCAUAUUUAUUUAGUUGGCAAGAAUAUUUAAUAUCUGAAGCUAAGCAAGGAAAAAGGACUGAUCAAGAUCUCAAUGACACUGUACCACUUCAUUGCUCACCAGUUUCAAACUUUUCUGCUUAUGUGAGUCCUGAGGCUGCAGCUCAAUCUGCAGCUACCACUACAUGGGGUUCUGGGGUUACUGCCGUUGCCUUUGAUCCAACCCGUGGUGGUUCCGUGAUAGCUGUUGUGAUAGUUGAGGGACAGUACAUGUCUCCUUAUGAUCCGGAUGAGGGUCCUUCCAUUACAGGAUGGAGAGUGCAACGUUGGGAAUCAUCACUUAAGCCUGUUGUCCUCCAUCAAAUAUUUGGCAACCCCACUUCUAGUUAUGGUGGGCAAGCACCCAUGCAAACAGUUUGGGUGUCUAAAGUGGAUACAAGCAUUCCUCCAACUAAUGAUUUUAAAUCUCAUGAGGCAGCCGCAACAGGUCCCACUUCUGAUGUAAGAAAGACAUCUGAUCUGACUGUUGAUAAGGGACAAAAAGUCAUUUUUGAUCCCUUUGAUCUCCCAAGUGAUGUUAGGACACUUGCUCGAAUUGUCUAUUCUGCUCAUGGUGGCGAGAUUGCUAUUGCUUUUCUGCGGGGUGGGGUCCAUAUUUUUUCUGGUCCAAACUUUGCACCUGUUGACAACUAUCAGAUUAAUGUUGGAUCUGCAAUUGCGGCUCCUGCCUUCUCUUCAACAAGCUGCUGUUCAGCUUCUGUUUGGCAUGACACUAGCAAGGACCGCACAAUGUUGAAGAUAAUUCGUGUUCUUCCUCCUGCUGUUCCAAGUAGUCAAGCAAAGGCCAACUCAUCAACCUGGGAGCGUGCAAUUGCUGAGAGAUUUUGGUGGAGCCUUUUGGUUGGAGUUGAUUGGUGGGAUGCUGUUGGCUGUACACAGAGUGCUGCUGAGGACAGCAUUGUUUCUCUGAACAGUGUCAUUGCAGUCUUGGAUGCGGAUUUUCAUUCUCUUCCUUCUACACAGCACAGACAACAGUAUGGUCCUAGUCUAGACAGGAUAAAGUGCAGGCUACUGGAAGGUACAAAUGCACAAGAAGUUAGGGCAAUGGUUCUUGAUAUGCAAGCAAGGUUGCUGCUGGAUAUGCUGGGGAAAGGAAUCGAAUCAGCUUUGUUAAAUCCUUCAGCUUUAGUACCUGAGCCAUGGCACGCAUCUGGUGAGACGUUAUCUGGCAUUGAUCCUGAAGCAAUGGCUGUUGAACCUGCACUAGUACUGAGUAUUCAGGCAUAUGUUGAUGCUGUUCUUGAUCUAGCUUCACAUUUCAUUACACGCUUGAGGCGCUAUGCAAGUUUCUGCCGCACGUUGGCUAGUCAUGCGGUUACUGCUGGCACUGGAAGCAAUCGCAACAUGGUGGCUAGUCCUACCCAAAGUUCUGCAACUCCUGCCACAAGUCAGGGAGGUCAAAGUGGUACUGCAAGCUCCACAGGAAGCACCCAAAUGCAAGCUUGGGUACAAGGUGCUAUUGCUAAGAUCAGUAGCACAAAUGACGGAGUGUCCAACUCAACUCCAAACCCUAUAAGUGGUCCAUCAUCUUUCAUGCCGAUAAGCAUUAACACAGGAACUUUUCCAGGAACACCUGCUGUUAGGCUUAUUGGGGAUUGCCAUUUUCUUCAUCGAUUAUGCCAACUUUUGCUUUUCUGUUUUUUCUUUCGGCGAACACAGCUUCCCCGCUUUCUUUUGGGUGCACAGAGAAAUGCUGAAACAAAUAUGCAAAAACCUCAGCCCAGUGCUCCUAGCAAGUUGGAGGAGAUCAAUUCUGUCUCUGCAAAACCAGCUUCAGCUGUGGCCAGGUCGGAAGAUGGUCAGAUAUCUAGAGUUAAUCAACUCCUACCUGGGGCAAAAGGAGUUGAAGAAGGACCUGCUGGCCGGUCAAGAUUAGGUUCUGGAAAUGCCGGUCAAGGAUACACUUUUGAGGAGGUGAGGGUCCUUUUCCUUAUACUUAUGGAUCUUUGUCGGCGAACAGUUGGCCUGGCACAUCCCUUACCUGUUUCUCAGGUGGGGAGCAACAACAUCCAGGUGCGGCUGCAUUACAUUGACGGAAAUUAUACAGUACUUCCAGAGGUUGUAGAAGCUUCCCUUGGCCCACAUAUGCAGAAUAUGCCCCGGCCUAGAGGUGCAGACGCUGCUGGUCUGUUACUCCGUGAGCUAGAACUCCAUCCUCCUGCUGAAGAGUGGCACAGGCGGAAUAUGUAUGGUGGGCCUUGGUCUGAUCCAGAUGAUAUGGGUCAUCUAGAUGACUCUCCCAAGCUAAGAAAUUCUGGAGACCCGAUUGAUUUCAACUCAUUGGAAAAUUCAGAUGUCUAUUAUGGUCCCCAUAGCCUGUGGCCGAGGAAACGCAGGAUGUCUGAAAGAGAUGCAGCUUUUGGCUUGAACACUUCUGUAGGACUGGGAGCAUAUCUUGGUAUAAUGGGUUCUCGUAGAGAUGUUGUUACUGCUGUGUGGAAGACUGGCCUUGAAGGUGUUUGGUAUAAGUGUAUAAGAUGUUUGCGGCAGACUUCCGCUUUUGCUUCACCGGGUGCUUCUCACCCACCUAAUCAAAAUGAUCGGGAAACUUGGUGGAUCAGCCGCUGGGCUUAUGGCUGUCCGAUGUGUGGUGGAACAUGGGUUCAAGUUGUAUAGAUGACUGCGUCACUUCAUGACAUAUUUGUCUGUUAGAUUUUGAAGCUUCUGGCUCAAACCUUGAUGUAUCUAUUCUGUGUAUUAUUGGGAAAACCUCUUCCAGAUGGAUAAUUUUAUUUGUCUACAUCACUGUUACCAAGAGAUUAUUGACAGAAUUCGCUCUUGAUAGAAGGAAGUAUUUGAAUCUGGUCGUGAUGGAAGGAUUUUUGCUUGAAUGGUGCCAGCCUGCUCUGCAUCGGCCAGCAAAUGCCUAUUACAGCAACAUCUUGUACUUUUCAAAGAUACAUUUUUAUUUUUCUUUUGGUUUUCCAAGGAUAUUUCGAGGCUAUAAAAGGUAGAAGUUUGGGAUUUA